This is a messenger RNA of Macrosiphum euphorbiae (potato aphid), 795 nucleotides long. The record is from the annotation of a GenBank genome assembly. NCBI's taxonomy places the organism in Eukaryota, Metazoa, Arthropoda, Insecta, Hemiptera, Aphididae.
AUGUGUUUGGCUGUCAAUGCUACAGGUAAUUUUGUUCCACCCAUGUUCAUUUUCUCUAGAGUUAACUAUAAAGUUUUUUUCAUAAGAGGUGGUCCUACUGGUUGCAUUGGUGCCGCUAACAAAUCAGGUUGGAUGCAAGUGGAAGAGUUUAUAAUAUUUAUGAAGCAUUUUGCAAAUCAUGUACGACCUUCGGUUGAUAGAAAGAUACUUGUGUUAUUGGAUAACCAUGAAUCUCAUUUAUUCUUGCCUGUUAUUGAUUUUUGUAGGGAAGUAGGAAUAGUAUUAUUAUCUUUCCCUCCUCACUGCUCGCAUAAACUCCAGCCACUGGAUAGAUCAGUUUAUGGACCGUUCAAAAAGUGUAUAAAUCAAAAUAUGACUGCUUGGAUGCAUAAUAAUCCUGGAAAGAGACUGACUAUAUAUGAUAUACCACAUAUUUCUUCUGGAGCUAUAAUUAGUGCUGCUACUCCCAAAAACAUUACAAAUGGUUUUUCUGUAUCGGGGAUAUGGCCUUUUAACAGAGAUGCAUUUAGCGAAGAUGAGUAUGCGCCAUCAACUGUAACAGAUCUCAUGAUGGAUAUACAGACUCAAACAUCCUCAAAACCAGAAGAAAAUGUAGAAGUUCCUAGUUUUCAGCCAGAAAAAAUAACAUCACUAGAUUUGGAUCAUCAGUCAUCAGAAACAUUAAUAGCACCAGAGCAUAUAAACCCAUACCCAAAAGUACAAUUUCAAGAAAAAGCUUUAAAAAAGGGGGGUAGAAAAAAAAGGGAAGAUAGCAAUACUGACAGACACACCUGA